This is a messenger RNA of Exaiptasia diaphana, 1449 nucleotides long. Its product is annotated as venom prothrombin activator pseutarin-C non-catalytic subunit. Lineage: Eukaryota; Metazoa; Cnidaria; Anthozoa; Actiniaria; Aiptasiidae. Bases 19 to 444 code for a protein of 141 amino acids. The transcript has a single exon. The record is from RefSeq and is a predicted model, not a curated record.
UGCAAUGAAGCACUUGGUAUGGAAAGUAAAGCCAUCCAUGAUUCAAAAAUAACCGCAUCGUCACAUUUCGAUUCAAGAUAUCUUCCAUCUUUUGCUAGACUGAAUGAGAUCCGUGGUCUUGGUGGAUGGGCAGCUAAAUCUAAUACUAUAGGACAGUGGAUACAAGUUGACUUGAGCAAAGUAACCAUCAUUACAGCCAUUGCGACACAAGGCGGUCAAAGUGAUUCCUGCUGGGUUAAAACGUACAGUGUGCAGUACAGCGACGAUGGAACUAGCUUCAAAGACUAUGAAGGGGGAAAGACUUUACCUGGAAAUUCGGAUGAAACAACGGUUGUGAAAAAUAACCUUGAUCCUGCUAUAACUGCCAGGUAUAUCAGACUUCUUCCAAAGACAUACCAUAACCACAUGAUACUUAGAAUGGAACUUUAUGGAUGCCAAAUAUAAAUUCACAGUACUUUGAAUGGCCAAAUCCAUCCACUAGUUCUUACAUGUAAUCUGCAAUUCACAAUGCACCAUUAAAAAAAACAAGCUCCAGUACAGGCAAGGACAAUUUAAAGUUUGCAUUUUCUAUUAUUUGUGAUAUCAGUAAGAUAGACAAAAUGACAAAAUUUCACUUGAAAGGUAUCAACAUUACCCGCAGAUCCUUUAUUUUUCCAAAAUCGCUUUCAGUCAAAAUUCAUCUUUAAAAGUUAUUUUUUAACUUUGCAAUGAUUUGAAGCAGAUAAUCCAGAAUGUCAAAAUACGCAAUAUACCAAAAAUUAUUUUAGUUAAAAACACAUUUAGAAAAUACAAUAUUUUGUCAGAAUCGUAAAGUUGAUAGAUCUGGAAAAUCAUUCCAGAAAAGUACUGCUUAUGUUAACGCUUCAUGUACUCAUGAAUCCCGGUUUUUAGAGACAAAUAAAAAUAUGAUUAUUAAUAUCUAUCCUCAUAUCUUAACAUGUCCCAAAAAUAAAAUCUGACAAAAUCACCGGUCAAUAUCUUUAAAAUAUGAGUCCAAAAAGUUAUUAUUACUUCGAACAUAUUGUAAAAUUUGGAAUAUAUUUAUCUGUGGAAAAAAUUGAUUGACAUCUUGUUUUGAUUUGCUUGUAAAAAUUAUACUUAAUAUUCGAAACUAUAUGAAAAAAACUACCAGAGAAACAAAUCGUCAAAAAUAGAUUUUAUCAGAAAAUAUUUGAAAAAGUACGCAUUUUAAAAAUUGAGAAAAAAUGGCGUAUUCGUGACAGGAAAAUAUAAAGGGACGUGGCAAUUCGGAAAAAUGAUGAAAAUUGUACGUGCCAAUUUGAAUCGUCAAAAUUGUGAAAAAAUGAAUAAAGACUUCUAAAUUUUUCCAAAAUAUUUAACCUUAGAAUGUUCUCACGUGUCCUCAAGUGUACUGGAGACUGGUAAAACAGAUUAUAAUAUCGGUUAAUAAAAUAAUACUAUCCUUCUUGUCAAUGAAUGGGUUUAUUC